Messenger RNA from Octopus sinensis (East Asian common octopus), 1830 nucleotides. Its product is annotated as 3-oxoacyl-[acyl-carrier-protein] reductase FabG. Gene Ontology annotation, molecular function: oxidoreductase activity. Lineage: Eukaryota; Metazoa; Mollusca; Cephalopoda; Octopoda; Octopodidae. Bases 38 to 898 code for a protein of 286 amino acids. The record is from RefSeq and is a predicted model, not a curated record. The transcript is spliced from 9 exons.
GCAACAUUAAUUUAUUGAUUUGGCUGUAGAGAAUCCGAUGAAAUCGAUCCGAGUGUUUUUGUCCACCCUGGAAGCGCACGUGUUAAGGGGAGGUAACUCUAACAGGACAUUUCUCACCAACAUGGCGAUGUGUAACCUGGCUGGCAAGGUGGCCCUAAUUACAGGCGCCAGUUCCGGUAUUGGUGCUGCCACGGCUGCAUUAUUUUCCAAACUUGGGGCACAGCUUGCCAUUACUGGUCGAAAGGAAAAUAACUUGCAAAAGACAGGAGACCAGUGCCAAAUACAUGGAGCAAAGCCAUUGUUGUUGACUGCUGACCUUAGUAAAGAAGACAACACAAAGAAGGUUCUAGAUUCCACUAUUGCCCAUUUCAAGAAACUUGAUAUUCUGGUCAACUGUGCUGGAAUUAUAGAAUUUGGAAAUAUAGAGAAUACCUCCUUGGAACAAUAUGACCGAGUUUUCAAUAUCAACGUCAGGUCUAUAUAUCAUUUGACUAUGUUGGCUGUACCACAUCUGGUUGCUACCAAAGGAAAUAUUGUCAAUGUAUCAAGUGUUAAUGGACUAAGAUCUUUUCCAGGAGUUCUGUCAUAUAACAUGUCCAAGAGUGCCUUAGACCAGAUGACACAGUGUACAGCUUUAGAAUUGGCACCAAAACAAGUCAGGGUUAACAGUGUCAAUCCUGGAGUAAUCGUUACGGAAUUACAGAAAAGAGGUGGAAUAAGUGAUGAAGCCUACAUCACUUUUCUGGAAAGAUGCAAACAGACACAUGCCCUUGGACGUCCUGGACAAGUUGACGAAGUUGCCUCUGCCAUCGCCUUCUUAGCAUCAGAUGCCAGUUCCUUCAUCACAGGUGCAUUGCUGCCAGUUGACGGGGGACGACAUGCCAUGUGUCCACGAUAAUGCCACACCCCAAAAAUUGAGACCUGUUUAUACUGAAAUUUAUUUUAUGAACUCGACUAUUAACUAUAUUUGUGAUAAAAGGUGUGAAGUAGCAGGAAGAGAUCCUAUACCCCACUCCCACGUUAGAAUGAAAGCUGAAAGUGAGUUUCUAUUCUUGGUUGAAACUGGGUUUUUUUUUUUUUUCCACUUGCUGUUGGAUAAUGAAACAAUAAGCAUUUAACAAGACCAUUUUGUGAACCUCUUAGAGGCAAAAAAAUAAUUAAAAUGAUACCUGGUUAAAAGAAGUAACUAGAAAUUGGUUGUCUGUACAUUCAGAAACUAGUAAACUUGUUUGAUGCCCGACCAAUAUUCCAAUCUCAAAGACAUUCAGAAAGCGACUUGCACUGAAGAGUGUCAAAAUAAAAUGGUGAUAGUUCCAAACUUUGAAAUGCUUAGUUCAAUCCCUCAAUGUUUGGCUGUUGUUUGUCUAUCAUUCCUUUGUAGUUGAUAAAAUAUGUACCAGCAAUAUACUGAGGUCUGUUCAAACAACUAUGUGUGGUUGUGUAUGCAUACGACUUGGAGAACUCGAUACUUUUUGCAGAGUAAAAUUUAAUUCAGGUAUUGUAACGUUUAAUCUUUUAUUUUUUAAACCUGCCAUAUCCGACCAAAAUAUUCUACCCGUUCUAUGCUCAAACCAGCCAGAUCUGGUCUCUCACACCUAUCCUACGAUGUCAAUCUGAAAAUAAACAACCACUGUACCAAAAUCUCACAGGUAUGAGAUGAUGUAUAAUUAAUACAAAACAAUUGAAUAACGAAGUAUUAUAUGUAACAGAAUAAUUUCAAUGCUAAAGGGUUAAUACUGGGAAUACCAUGCAUUCCAGAAAAAUACCAAAUUCCUUUCAACAACAGCUUAUGGAUAAAAAGUGGCCAUGUAAUGAUCUUAUAUUGAUGGU